This is a messenger RNA of Aphanomyces astaci, 812 nucleotides long. RefSeq lists its product as hypothetical. Bases 37 to 777 code for a protein of 246 amino acids. The transcript is spliced from 2 exons. Lineage: Eukaryota; Oomycota; Saprolegniomycetes; Saprolegniales; Verrucalvaceae. The record is from RefSeq and is a predicted model, not a curated record.
UGCACCGUUGUGCCGAUUAACGACGUUGAAAAAGUGAUGGAGGCAGCGCUCGAAGCCGAGUUCGAUGCACUGGAUGCAGAAAUGCGAACGUAUGACUCAUGGCCUAGUGUGAAGACCAAGUCUCGAUGCCUCGUGGAAUACGCGAGCGGAAAGAGUGCUGGCACAAUCUGCGGUAGCAUUCACUGGACCAACCACAUGCCGAACCAUGUAAUGAACAAGCACAACGAGGUGUGGGCGAACACGGAAAACAAAGCCGAGUUGUACGAACGUCUCGCUCGUGAAGACGCUCUGCCAGUCCUCCGACAAGUUGCUCGAAAACGGGUUGGCAAAGCAUUCGCUGCCCGCCUCACAACAAAAUUGCCCCCCACCAAUGUCGUCAACAUCGACUACGACAAGAAUGAACAAUCCGCGUUGAUUCAAAGAUGUUUGGAGCAAGGGUGUUCGAUCAGCGCUGUGUUGGAGAUGCAGGCCGAAGUGUAUCGCCUCCUCGGCGGCAAUCCCAUUGCAUGCUUGAAGGCGACAUUACAACAGCAUCAACGAAAGCAUGUAGCCCAGUCGCCAGGCCUUGGCGAUGUCGGAUGCGACGAUGAUGGCACUGUCGGCAUCGAUGGCGAAGGUACAGUGCGUGCCAGCGGCGUGGUUGCCACUGAAAUUGCGACAGCAGAUCCAAUCUGUGAGCAUCAUGGUGAGCACAGCUCACAAGGACAGACCGCCGCCACAAGUUUGAAGCGAGUUCGCCAACCACCAUCACAGAAACCUAACAAGCGGUCCAAGUAGUUUAUGUCUUUGCUAACGUGCCAGUAUGUAUCUAU